Mesoplodon densirostris (Blainville's beaked whale) is the source of this 1920-nucleotide messenger RNA. RefSeq names its product Gfo/Idh/MocA-like oxidoreductase domain containing 1 (gene GFOD1). The record is from RefSeq and is a predicted model, not a curated record. Lineage: Eukaryota; Metazoa; Chordata; Mammalia; Artiodactyla; Ziphiidae. The transcript has 2 exons. Gene Ontology annotation, molecular function: nucleotide binding. Bases 302 to 1474 code for a protein of 390 amino acids.
CCUGAGCCCGGGCUCCGCGGGGCUUCGGGGCCUCAGGCGCGCCGGGGGGGUUCCCUGCCGCCGCCUCCGGGAAGGACGGGAGCCCCGCGUGGCGGACACUGCAGCAGUCACCGUACUGAGGCGCCCGAGCCUGCUCCGCCUGCGGCUCGGUGCGCUCUGGGCACCCGGGCGCCUGGCCCGGUGCACGGCGGCGGCUGGCGCACCGCGGCGAGCCGGCUGCGGGACUGGCUAGAGGGCUGUGCGUGCGCGUGUUCGACCGGAGAUCCGAGCUAAAAGCAGAACCAGGCGGGCCGGAGCAGCCAUGCUUCCCGGGGUGGGCGUGUUCGGCACCAGCCUCACGGCCCGUGUCAUCAUCCCGCUGCUGAAAGACGAGGGCUUCGCGGUGAAGGCGCUCUGGGGCCGCACGCAGGAGGAAGCGGAGGAGCUGGCCAAGGAGAUGAGCGUCCCCUUCUACACCAGCCGCAUUGACGAGGUGCUGCUGCAUCAGGACGUGGACUUGGUGUGCAUCAACCUGCCGCCGCCCCUCACCAGGCAGAUCGCAGUCAAGACCUUGGGCAUCGGCAAGAACGUCAUCUGCGACCGCACGGCCACGCCCCUGGACGCCUUCCGCAUGAUGUCGGCCGCCCACUACUACCCCAAGCUCAUGAGCAUCAUGGGCAACGUGCUGCGCUUCCUGCCGGCCUUCGUGCGCAUGAAGCAGCUCAUCGAGGAGGGCUACGUGGGCGAGCUGCUGGUGUGCGAGGUGCAGGUGCACGGUGGCAGCCUGCUGGGCAAGAAGUACAACUGGAGCUGCGACGACCUGAUGGGCGGAGGCGGCCUGCACUCGGUGGGCACCUACAUCAUCGACCUGCUCACCUUCCUCACCGGCCAGAAGGCCGUCAAGGUCCACGGGCUGCUCAAGACCUUCGUGAAGCAGACCGACCACAUCAAGGGCAUCCGCCAGAUCACCAGCGACGACUUCUGCACCUUCCAGAUGGUGCUGGAGGGCGGCGUGUGCUGCACCGUCACUCUCAACUUCAACGUGCCCGGCGAGUUCAAGCAGGACGUGACCGUGGUGGGCUCAGCCGGGCGCCUGCUGGCGGUGGGCACCGACCUGUACGGGCAGCGCAACAGCGCCCCGGCGCAGGAGCUGCUGGUGCAGGACGCCACGCCCGUCAGCAACUCCCUGCUGCCCGAGAAGGCCUUCAGCGACAUCCCCUCGCCCUACCUGCGCGGCACCAUCAAGAUGAUGCAGGCCGUGCGCCAGGCCUUCCAGGACCAGGACGACCGGCGCACGUGGGACGGGCGACCGCUCACCAUGGCCGCCACCUUCGACGACUGCCUGUACGCCCUGUGCGUGGUGGACACCAUCAAGCGGUCCAGCCAGACGGGCGAGUGGCAGAACAUCGCGGUGAUGACGGAGGAGCCCGAGCUGAGCCCCGCCUACCUGAUCAGCGAGGCCAUGCGCCGGAGCCGGAUGUCCCUGUACUGUUAGCCCGGACUGGGGACCCAGCGCGACCUAGGGCUCCCGCCUGGGGCCCAGAGAGGGGGAAAGGCUGGGGUAGAGGUGGCCUCGAGGAGUGUAGUGGUGGGGAAGUGGAAAGGCAGGGUGAGAAAAUGGCAUCUGGGAGGCUGAGCCCGUGUCCGGGUGAGGGGCCCUGAACGAGACUGUUGGGACGGUGACCCGCGGUCCCUGAGGUCAUCCCUGCUGGCGUCGGCUGAGACGGAGGCGGUCAGCCGCCUCUGCUGCCCUUUACUGUGAGAAGCCGGGAGGGGUUGCCGGCCUCCGCCCCUCGUCCAUCCCCCUCCCCCACCUUGGCCUCCUUGGCAAGCUAAAUGCUCCUGCGUGCUCUGAGCCCCGUUUCCAGGGGCGAGCUCGGCUGGCGGGAGACGGCACAUCUUCACGUGCCCACGCAAGCUUGCAGGUGUGUGUGCGGGGGG